CCGCCCUCGCUCAGCUCUCUCGCCCCCGGCCCUCUCUUCUUCUGCGCCUCCUCUGCUGCUGCCUCUUGUGCAUUCGGCUGCUACGACCACCACCACUACACUAGAAGAAGAGCUCGCGCAUCGCUUUGCACUGCACUGCACUGCCAGCGCUCGCCCUCAGCACUUCGAGCUUUUUAUCAACUCCAGACAGUGAGUGAGUCAGUCAAUCGUCGUGCGGUGCCUUUUACCGGACGAGAGCGGGCUAUUGCGGUUGAUCGCCCGAAGUCGUCGCGAGUUCGGGUUGUGAAUGACAGUGCAAGCUCUAAGAACGGGCGGCUCGUGCGUUGAUUGAUCGCCCGUGAGAAGCGAACGUCGAAUUCUUCACCGACGGUGCAAUAUUGUUUCAUGCUUCUUCUUGCGUCCUCGAGUGGAGUUCUUUGACACCAAUCCGAUUCCAGCGCUACAUGUUGGCGUUUCAGGCCCUCUUUUGAACCAAGUUCGAGGAGAAUGCAUGCUUCAAACCUCCUGAAGGCUGUAUUGAAGCCAAGGUCGAUCACUUCCAGCUCUUCCGGUCAAUCUUUGAACACUAAGGACUCUAAAUCUCGCAGCGGCCCCCGAGCAUCCACCCCGGAGACAAGUCUAUCUCUGAGCGUGAGCAAGAAGGCUACUACCGCUGCCCCCGCCAAAAUGUCUUGCCUCUGCGCACCAACCAACCAUGCAGGCUCGUUUCGCUGCCGUUUACAUCGUGGCGGUCAGCAAUCUUGGGGUGGCAAGCCCAUAACCCCUGCGGCCCCAGCCCCCAAGCCAAGUCCUCCUUCUCCCCCAGCAGCCGAAAGUCGUCCGUCGGCGUCGUCACCAGUUGCUCCUUUGCCCGUACCGACGGAGAAUGGUCUGUCAAAGCGACUGCUGCAUCAGAGUCCGAGACAGCUUUCGAACAACUUUGCGCAUCCUCAUACACACAGGAGUUGUGAUGCCCGGCCCAGCAGACUGAGCAAGGUUUCCGUCGCCACGCAACUGGAAGCCCCUGUUGUGGCCGAGGCAUGCGUACCCGCUCCCGCUCCCAAAGAAGCGCCCGGAACUGUAAGAUAUCUGAAGUUUACUGGCGGCGCUGGAUGCGCUAGCGCCGCGGUCCUCGAGGCCGGAGUGGUUGCCAUCAGAAAGUUACAAGUCAGCAGCAAGAAGGACGUGAUGCUCGAAGUUUUUAGUGCCGAAACAUCUCGUGCAGGUCGAAAUGACGGAAGCCUAGAUCGGAGGAUAUCAGAAGGAGCGGGACAUGGUAUGUCCGGCAAGCUCACCAGCUCCAAAUAUGAGCAAGGACCGCUGCUCAGAAACGUGAACUGUUCGUGGUGACUGCAAUUUCGCGAUCUUCUUCCAGUUACCAACAAUGUUCCCAUCUUCUGAGGGCGGUGUGGACAUUAUCGGAGAUUGGAAGCGGAUCGGGGUAGCCUGGGUUCUGAAGGACGCGAAGGCUGGCGGACUUUUGCAGCGGGAGAAGUUCAUCAGCCCUACUGUAGAUACGGGAUCCGAUCGUCUGAGGGCUGUAGCCAAGGGAGGAGCAGAAGGUUUGUAUGUAGGGUUGAAGAAUGUGAGAUAGGGCAUAGAAUUGUAGAUAUGAGACGUCGGGAGCUCCGCUUGUGGAACGAAGGUCGAGACCCUUGUCCGACGACGCUGUACAAGCGGGCCGUGGAAGACCUGGAGAGCACAGCACACCUGGUCGCUUCUCUGAUGUGGGUCCACGCUCCAUCAUUCAGGCUGGAAGAUAGUGUGUUAGAGAGCAGAGAGAUUGCGAGGUCUGUUACUUUGCAGUGAGGGAUUGAGGGAGGUUUGGCCUGCUGACAGUAUGGACCUUUACCGGUGACGGCUCGAUCAGAUUCAUAGUGUGGACAUAUUACCUGUACGUAAAUUUUCAUGCCAGUAGGCAGGUUUAGCUCGAUCUCUUGAUGAGGCUGCAGAGAAUCGGCCCUCUCAUUCAUUGUACAUUGGCUGCUAUCACGUAGGGAUGAGACACUCCUUAAUAGAUUGAAAGCACAAAAAAGAAUACAGCAAUCACGUGUUGAGGUG
Marchantia polymorpha subsp. ruderalis is the source of this 2040-nucleotide messenger RNA. The record is from the annotation of a GenBank genome assembly. NCBI's taxonomy places the organism in Eukaryota, Viridiplantae, Streptophyta, Marchantiopsida, Marchantiales, Marchantiaceae.